GGUAUAAAGAGACCUGCGCCCGCGCCGCGCCUCCUACUGACAUGGCGGUGCUACUGAGAUUGGUAAUCCUGACGGUGUGCGCGGCGGCGCAGGCGCAGUACGCGGAGGAGCGCGCGCCGCGGUACAUCGCCUCGGAGUCCAAAGUGGCGCCUACACCCGUACCCAUAUUGAAGCAGAUCAACAGGCAUAACGAAGAUGGUUCAUACACGUACGGGUAUGAGGGUGCCGAUGGAUCGUUCAAAAUAGAAACGAAAACACAAAACGGUGAAGUGAAGGGCAAAUACGGAUACAAGGAUGACACGGGAAAACUCCGUGUGAUCGAGUACGGCGCCAACAAGUACGGUUUCCAGCCGGCGGGAGAGGGCAUCACCGUCGCUCCCCCCACCCUGGUCGACGAGUCCACCCGGGAACCUGGCAAGGGUAACAAGCAGUACAGAGACUACGACUACGAAGACCCAGCCCCCGCGCCGGCACCAGCGCCGCGCCCGAGGCCCGCGCAGCCCGCCUACCGCGCUCCUCCACCACCGCAGCAGCAGUACAGGCCCGAGCCACAGCAGUACAGGCCUGAGCCGCAGCAGUACAGGCCUGCCCCCCAGCAGUACAGGCCACCGCCACAACAGGCCGCCCCCGUACCGCCCAAGCCCGCCUUCUUUGCUGGAGCCGCCCCCGCGCCACCAGAAGACAACUUCUUCAACCCCGAACCGCAACCGAAGCAGUACCGACCGAAGCAGGACUUCCGACCGGCGCCGCAGCCGCAGCACUUCGCACCCAAGCACACCCAGGCCGAGUUCCAGGAUUACAACCAGCAACCACGGUACACCCAGGCCAACCAGUACCAGGAACCGCAGCCGCGACCCCACAAAGGCCAGACCUUCUCCAUGCUCGACCAGCUCUUGAAAGAAUACUCCCUACCCCAAGGUAACUCGGCUCCAACCCACGAUAUUACCUUCGGGUCAUAUUAGUCAUAGUAAAUUGAAAUUCUUGUAAAUAUUAUGUAGUGUACUUUUUAUUAAAUGUAUUUUUUACU
Molecule: messenger RNA, 1027 nt
Organism: Aricia agestis (brown argus)
Lineage: Eukaryota; Metazoa; Arthropoda; Insecta; Lepidoptera; Lycaenidae
Gene: CPR54
Product: extensin-like
Exons: 6
Coding region: 42-962 (306 amino acids)
Cellular component (GO): chitin-based extracellular matrix
Molecular function (GO): structural constituent of chitin-based larval cuticle
Source: RefSeq, a predicted model, not a curated record